Messenger RNA from Dendrobium catenatum, 975 nucleotides. RefSeq names its product probable 2-oxoglutarate-dependent dioxygenase AOP1. The record is from RefSeq and is a predicted model, not a curated record. Lineage: Eukaryota; Viridiplantae; Streptophyta; Magnoliopsida; Asparagales; Orchidaceae. Gene Ontology annotation, molecular function: dioxygenase activity. The transcript has 3 exons. Bases 1 to 975 code for a protein of 324 amino acids.
AUGGGAUAUUUGGGUGGCGUUGAUACAAAAAACCUUGAGCUUCCAAUAGUGGAUUUAAGUGGAUUGGACAUUACAAGGUUGGAUGAAAAGGUUUGGGUGAAAGCUCGGUCAAAAAUUGCAGAAGCUCUAGAGAUCUAUGGUGGCUUCGAAGUUGUUUACAAUGAGGUUAGUUCUGAGCUCCGAAAUGACUUGCUUGGAUUGAUCGUGCCAACUAUGUUCACCAUGCCAGUUGUGAACGAACUUAGUGAUGCCCAACAAGUGCCCUAUCAUGGCAUUUGGUUCCAGAAACAAGGCUUCCCUUACUCGGCUCUUCAAUUGGAAGAUCCUAAUUCUCUAGUUGCUGUUCAAGAAUAUGCAAAUAUUAUAUGGCCCCAAGAAAAUGAUUUUUUCUGCAACACAGUGUUGAACUAUGCAAAGCAUAUGCAAGAGAUCAUAAAUAUGAUCCAUCGGAUGAUCAUUGAGAGCUUAUGCUUAGAGCUUCAUCAGAAUGAUUCACAUAUGAAGUCCCUAGCAUGUUCAAUAAGGUUCUCAAAUUAUUAUAAGAAUGCAUUAGAUGAUGGAAUCAAUCUUUCUUUGCCGUCCCAUAAAGAUCCCAACUAUAUAAGCAUAAUUUGCCCCCAUAAUGUGGAAGGACUAGAAAUCGAGACCAGAGGCGGUGAAUGGAUACAAGCGAAGCCUAUGAAAAAUUCAUUUACGGUUUUAGUUGGCGAAGUAUUCAAGGCAUGGACUAACGGAAGACUUCAUGCUCCUAAUCAUCGAGUAAAAUUGAAGAAUGAGACCGAAAAACGAUAUGCAGUGAUUUUUAGCACAAUACCAAGUCUCACAAAUGAUAUGAUAAAUGCUCCAGAAGAAUUAAUUGAUGAACAACAUCCCUUACUUUUCAAGCCUUUUAAGUAUUAUGACUAUGUGAAGUUUCGCUUCUCAGAGGAAGGAGAAAAAACUAAUGAUGCCUUAAAAGCUUAUUGUGGUGUUUAG